UAUAUAUUUAAUAUACUUACAUGCCUUAUGGUGUGUAUUUGCAAAGUGUGUACCAAGGAAAAUAUGUCAGGUAAUUUUACACACCUUUUGAGGUGUAUAGUGUACCAUUAAUUAAGUAAUACUAGAUUUAGUAGUAGCGGUAGUGCAAGUCUAAUCUGAACCUCUCUAUUAAUAUAUUAAAUAUGAAAGCAACAUUUUCAUACGUUUUCCACCAUGCCUUUACGACUUGGAUAUUUUGGGCAAUUGUGUCCUAAAGGUAACAUUGGUGCGACAAAUCUGAAAAUGUCUAGAGGGAUCCAGUGGAAUGCCCACGCAGUAAAAGUUUUAUUAAUGGCCACAAAGAGCAUGGUUGCAGCUAAUAUAAACAAGGGACGCGUGACUCGAAAGUGAAAGAAAGUCACAUAUUAUUUUCUAUUGAUGUCACAUGACAGGAAUUGAAAUAUUUACAUCCUACUUGACCACAUGAUGAAAAACGACAAAUCAGAAUCGAAGCAGGAAGGCAUUCAGCCAACAACAGGUAGCCGCCCCCACGCAGCAAUGCAAGUUUCAUAUUCCUUGAUGCAAACAAUGGCGUGUAUAAAGAAGACUACAGUUUGUGUUUUAUUUCUUGCUCUUUACGCCGUAUUUUCCCAAGUAGAAGCGAAUGAUUGCUUUUCUGAUCUUGGCUGUCGAGAUUAUUCUUAUAUCACCCGGUAUUGCUGUAAGAGAAAAUAUCUAAGCAAUGUAUGUCGUUCGAACGACUGCCUUGGUGAGUCUUGUACGAUCGAUACCGACUGCGCUCCCGGAGAAUGUUGCAAUUCUGAUGAUAAAUGUGCCACAGAUUGUUAUGUGAGUCUAGCUGGAUGGAUUGUUGCAGUAAUUGUUAUCAGUGUUAUCGUUGUUAUCGUCAUUCCUAUUGCAGUUGUCGUGUUUUGCUGUUGUUGUGCGGCAGCAGCCUCGACACGUCGUGCUCAUGGUGGUGUUGUAGUAACGCAACCUACAACCACAGGAACUACAGUCAUUGCAACCCAACAACAACAGCAACAAUUCGCUGCACAACAAGGACAACCAAUGUAUUUCCAAAAUCCUCAACCAUAUCCCAACCAACCCCCACCGUAUCAACCUCAAGGCACAGUGUAUCCACCAGGGGCAGGUGGUCAUCCAAUGGCAAUAACAGCACAAACCGAAGUAAAACAAUAUUAAAGAACUGAAACUGAUUCAGCAAGCGCAGACAUGUUCCUAAACUUUAAUAGAUAUAGAAGUAGACGUAGACUUUUACUCUUGUAUAUGAGUAAUAGUAGUUGCAUAGUAUGAUGUGUAAUUGAUUGGAUAUUUUGAUAAAUAUUUUUAGACCCACUUUCAU
Molecule: messenger RNA, 1342 nt
Organism: Paramuricea clavata
Lineage: Eukaryota; Metazoa; Cnidaria; Anthozoa; Malacalcyonacea; Plexauridae
Source: the annotation of a GenBank genome assembly